UUCUCGACUUCUCGCUUCUAGGGCUCGCUCGAGGUGCGGAUAGAUGCGCGGUUCGGAGGACGCGAGAGUGGGUGUGUACGAGAGUGGUGGUCUCGAGAAAAUCUACAAAUAUCUCCCGACCCCGCAGCGCAACCGAUGAGCUCGCAACGAAGGACCGGCCUGACUCCUGUCGGAAUCCUUUGGCUUCGGUUCCUUUCGCGGGGCAUUAAUUUGGCAUUCUCUCGCUACGAUGUGUCGCCCCUCGCUCCGUCACCAUCUUCGUAGACGGACAGGGACACUUGUCGAUGUUCCUCGGAUGUGUAUGCGUAGUGGAGUGCGGCGGUGGAGUGGAACCGAAAAGCUUGUUGGGUAUUGAUACGAUCAAGGCCGAGGGGGUAGAAAGGCAAAAGCGAGGUGGAGCGAAAAGGGAGGAGGAAUCAUCUUUUACACACACUAUGAUCGAAAUGCAUCAAUGCCCCCCAUGCCCAUGCCCGAAGUUCGCAACGUGAGUCACCUCUCGAGACGAGUCACCACCGAAACUGCUGCUGCGGCAUGGUGGCGACCAAUCGAGCCGCGGUCCUGUCGACACGGCCCGGAGUGUAGCUCUAGGAAUUCGGACCCCUCGUCAUGUCGAGCGUAGAAAUCUAGUAAAUUUGUUACGGGCAUGCGAGUUACACCUGGGAGUGUUAGCGUGGAGGUUUUAUUUAUUCCCCGGGGAAUAACAAAUCGCCACGAUGAGCUCUGAAGCACUGCACACAAUCUUCCAAAGUUCCAGAAUCCAAUUAGGGAUUCCCGUUGGUAUCUGACACGAUUCCACAGCCCGGAGAAUUACGUGCCUGCCUAACGGCUGCGAUCGUCGCGAUGCCCGUCGAAGAGAGAGAAUGAGUUAGCGGAUUAUGCCAGUGCUCCAGCAAAGUGGAUUAGAGAAUUUCGCUGCGGCUGAAUCUGCUUUGCAUGCUAAAGACAUGCGAGCCUUCUCAAAUCUAGUGGGGGAUAAGUCGAGCGUGGUGGUCUGGACAACGAUCCCACUCAAUGUCCCCUUACGUACCUCCCCCUCUCUCCACCUCUCACUCCCGCUCUCUACUCUCCUCCCUCCCUCCCUCUCUCUCUCUCUCUCUCUCGCUCCCUCGAGGGAUCUGUCUGCACAGCACCAGACUGCAGCAUGCGCAAACGAAUCGUGAUCUUCGGCAUGACGACGAACAAACUGUGCAGAUUCACAUCCACAAGUUGCGCUACAAUGUCCUCACCAUCACCACAACCACGCCGCUCCAAGCACAAGCACAAAUGGCCCACGCCUUUCCCUUUCGUGGACGGAAAGGCGGCUUCUAGAGGACGGCGUUUGUAGCCUCGUAGUGGAAAGGACCAAGUGGGCACCGAAUUGGCGCCAGCUUCAUGCCAAGCCUUUGCAAAUAGGAACGUUUGGCUCCAUCCACAUCCGACACUUGCAUCCGUGAACUAGAUUCCCCGGGCCCGAUCAUCUGGAACCGUCCGUGGUUGAUUUUCUCUAACCCGUCGGUUGUCCGAGGCGGCUUAAAAGUUAACCCAAUCGCCGGGUCCUGAUUCCAGAUUCCAGAUUCCAGAUUCCUAACCUCGUAAGUGACCGCCCCGCCGUGGUUAUUUUCGAACCGCCGUCGUCGUGCUUGGAUCCCGUCAACCCAAUCACCGGGCCCGGAUUCCAGAUCCGUAACCACGUAAAAAGAGCCGGCGAACCGGAACAAGAGUCGCCACAAUUGACUCCAGGUGGUGGUGGGAUCGAGGUUCGAGCUUCGUCGGGUAGAGGGAGGGAGGGAGGGAGGAGGAGGAGGAGGAGGAGGACGCAAUUACACCGGAGCGUCGAGAGUGGGGACUGGCGGAGGAAAGGACCUAAUGAGCCAUCGCCAGCAGUCAUCGGAGGCAUUAAAUGAGCGAUAAGCAAAUUGAUUGUCCGAUGCUUUUUGCGGAACCCUCAUUUGAGCCAAUCAUGCCCUCGCUGCACUGUUUUCGGACUCUUGCACCGUUCUCGCAUACAACCAAAGGCUCCGUCAGAGCUGCAGUCCCGUGCCUCCCUAGGCUAGGUGUGGUUAGCAAGAAACGAAAGCGUUGCACACGAAGGUUUAAAUUUAUACAUGGCCCAGCGAGGGCGAUUGCCCCGAUUCAAGGAAAACCAAGUCCCCGCGGAGAACCAGAUUGACUUUUAAGGUUCGCUCGCCAAAAGCACAAGCACGCAGUCCCGUUUGUCAUCUUUCGGUAAAUCGUUCAGGCCUCUUGGGCAAAGAAUCCGUUUUCUGUCAUGUUCGUCUUUUAUCGCUUACCGGAGUGUAGGUCUGAGCGAAAAGCUUAUUGACUAGCUCUGUCACCAGCGUUGAUCGCUUCCCUUUCCUCCCCUUCUUGGAUGGUGGGUACCCAUGCACGGGGUGAAAGGCAAAGAGAAGCGACGGACGAGGCAAAUCAGAUGAUACCAUGCAAACAUGUCCGAGAUGUACUGAGGUAUCUCUCCAUCUGCUUCAUUGCUCCCAUACUCUUAUGACCUAGCCAAGUUUUUGGUGGCAUGUACCCAUGCAGCCUUACAUUGUGAGAUGUCAUUUCAUGUUAGGGCCAAAUGAUUGACAUGUGUGAGGAAUACCAAACUCUCAGAAUUUUAUGUUGAGCUCGUGUUAGGAUAACAAGCAUGCAAAUCCACUCUGCGGAGUUAGAGUUAAGCAAUAAAGGGUG
Messenger RNA from Marchantia polymorpha subsp. ruderalis, 2670 nucleotides. The record is from the annotation of a GenBank genome assembly. NCBI's taxonomy places the organism in Eukaryota, Viridiplantae, Streptophyta, Marchantiopsida, Marchantiales, Marchantiaceae.